UCGAAGCACCCUGGACGAGAAUUCGUGAGCUUCCAAGAAGCGUGUUUGACUCUCCUCUCCAGUCCAUUGUGUGCGGCGAGAAUGCUGCAUCCCUGGCGAGGCUCGUCGCUGGAGCGAAGCGACUGGCUCGUACUCGCGGCUGCUGUGACCUAGGCGGGUCUGCCCUUUAUUAUUCCGCCAUGGAUUCACAGAACUUUAUUCUCGGCGCACUGCUUCAGCAAAGCGAAACCAGCAAACCAGCAUUCAGCGCGUUCGAGAACGGGAGGCAGAUCAGAGAGGUGACUUUUGAGUCGACUCAAGAGUCAGCACGGGGGGGCAGAACAGACAUGGCAGAGGCAGAAGCCGGUCCGAGGCAACACGUGGCGCUACAAAGAAGCGGAUCGCACAUGUGGUUGCACACUCCGCGUUCCACGGCUGGCGAUCGCCCGCGCUCGACGGAUGGGUCAUUGCUACUCAUACGCGACCGCGCUGCUUCCUGGCCGCCACCGUGUCAAUGGUGCGCAUAAGCGCGACUGCACUGGCGUUCGGCGUUCUGAAACUGGACCUGUCGCGGAACACCUCAACGCGACCGCGCGUUGCCUCCGCCACCAUCCCAAAUGGAGCGAAUAACUCAUUCGCGAAUAAAGUGCGAAUGCCCCGCACCGUCGCUGUCACGGUGCGCGCCCAACUCCAAGGGCCGUCCAAUUCGAAUAAGCGUGGGCGCCGGCAAUACAAGAGAAGCUGCCGCGCCGAAUCCCGGCGAUUCGGCAGCAUCCUCCAAUGUCAGCGCGCCACCUGUCUACAAGCAGCGCUGGGAGCAGGAAGAGAAUGGUCUCUGCUCCCCCCCCUUCUUCGAGUCGACCAAUCAGCGCCGGGCUUCUGCCUUACAGCGAGACCUCCUGUAUCGAGGAUCCGCUGUGGGUCAGCCCCAGCCCCCACCAUGACUCGAAGAGCAAUAAAGCGCGGCGAAAGGAGACAGGCGACACACGUACGGCCCUGCGAAGGGAUAUAAUCGCAAAUUACCUUGGACGGAGUCACCCUGGACGGAGUCACCCUCCCAGCACAUCGCGCACACAAUAAGCGGCGCAGCAGCACACUCUCAGCUCACUCCAUCCGCUCCUCAUCCUCCCCCGAAUCAUCCCCUGGCCGUGUGUGAACCUCCUGCUAGCUGCUUUCGCAGAGAGUCGCAGGGCUGGUCGCAUGGCGAAUAAGAGGCACCACCAGUGCCCGUGUGGGGAUUCAGCUAGGGGGUUGUAUGGACAGCCAAUGGUGGAGUGUGCAGUGUGAUUGUAGCCGCAUGCAGUGCGAUGACACAAUAAAGGGAUGGGUCACGC
Closterium sp. NIES-67 is the source of this 1313-nucleotide messenger RNA. Lineage: Eukaryota; Viridiplantae; Streptophyta; Zygnematophyceae; Desmidiales; Closteriaceae. The record is from the annotation of a GenBank genome assembly.